This is a messenger RNA of Larimichthys crocea (large yellow croaker), 1367 nucleotides long. Its product is annotated as ALG13 UDP-N-acetylglucosaminyltransferase subunit. Bases 86 to 577 code for a protein of 163 amino acids. NCBI's taxonomy places the organism in Eukaryota, Metazoa, Chordata, Actinopteri, Sciaenidae. The record is from RefSeq and is a predicted model, not a curated record. Gene Ontology annotation, biological process: dolichol-linked oligosaccharide biosynthetic process. The transcript is spliced from 4 exons. Gene Ontology annotation, molecular function: hexosyltransferase activity.
AGCUGAGCUGCGAGAGAAGAGAAGAGGCUGUAAAAAAAAAAGUGUUUAAAAACACUCACAGAGCUGAAAACUGACGCGGGCGGACAUGAAGACGGUGUUUGUUACUGUCGGCACGACGAGCUUUGACGAGCUGGUGGAGAGCAUCACGUGUGCAGAGAGCGUGCAGGCUUUAAAGGCUCGUGGGUAUGAGCGUUUGGUUCUUCAGGUUGGAAGAGGAUCUCUUCUUCCAGCUGCUGACAGUUGUCCACAUGUCAGACUCGAGGCUUUUCGAUUCAAAGACUCGAUAGCAGAAGACAUCAGGCAGGCUGACCUUGUCAUCAGCCAUGCAGGGGCAGGAAGUUGUUUGGAGUCACUCUGCGCAGGCAAGCCCCUGCUGGUCGUGGUCAAUGACAAGCUGAUGGACAACCACCAGCUGGAGCUGGCCAGACAGCUACACAUGGACUCCCACUUGUUAUAUUGCACGUGCAGCACCCUGACAGAAACACUCAGGACCAUGGAUCUGUCUGUUCUUCAGCCCUUCUUACCCGGACAGCCGAAGCUUUUUGCAAACUUUCUAGACAAAGCUCUCGGUGUUUAAUUUAUAUAGACACUUGGUUGUUACUUUGUGAUUGUACAGCACAAAACUGACACUAUUGAACGUUUGAGUGUUUCUAUUUUUGUAUGCAAAAAUAAUAUAUGUACUGAAUUCAAAUCCUUUUGUAUGCUGUGAAUUUAAAAAAAAAAAGGUUUUAUAUAUAGGAAAGAACAACUAUCAGCUUGAGGGGUUUAGUUAGAUAAUGCACAGCAGUUCAGAGAGAUGAAGCAAAGGCUGCAGUGGUUCAGUGCAGCAAAAAACACGAGAACCGUGUGGUUUUCAAACCACAGGAACUCCAUUCACAAACUGAGCUAAUCCUCAUCUUUUUAUAAAGUUAUUGCAUUGUGUCUGUGCUGAAGCGUUGACCUCAUCAGUCGACUUUAUUUGCUGAUUUGUAAAUCUGAAGAGACAAUGUGCAAACGCUAUGCUUUAAUGCUAAUUUCUCGUUUUAGACAAACAAUUUAUGGCAUCCACUUUAUGAUGAUGAACCACUUUUAGUCUUUGUGGCAUUAAGACAAAGUGGCAGCCAUUACUAAGAAUAGCUCUUAAAUAGUUUAUCUUAUCAGGAAAUCCUAAUGGUUAUGUAUUCAUCAGUCCAUUAGUAGACUGUGUAGACAGUACACGUCUUAGCAGCUCUAACUCUUUUGUCUUUCCGUUUGUAACCAUGGUGUGAUCGAAGGUUCCUGUAGCCGAGCACAUGCUGGAGGAUUGCAUACAGUAAAAAUGUAAAUAAAAGUUAAAAUUUAUAUUUCACUGAAGGUUUCUGUUAUUAAAUGAAAUCUGAAUAAUCUAA